Messenger RNA from Periconia digitata, 1035 nucleotides. NCBI's taxonomy places the organism in Eukaryota, Fungi, Ascomycota, Dothideomycetes, Pleosporales, Periconiaceae. The record is from the annotation of a GenBank genome assembly.
CAAUUCAUCGCAAAACUCUCAUCUCCAAGUACCACUGACAUAACGCCAGCGGAAUGGCUGUCACUCCGGCAAAUCAGAGCCAAUGGCUCAUUGCGGCGAUUUCGAGGUUCCUGAAGAAAAGAAGAAGAGAAAGCCACGACGGCUCGCGAGAAGUUUUCGGGUGCGCUGUGGGCUGGUUUACUAAGCCGACGUCUCUGAUUGGCUCUCGGCAAUGGCAGGAAACAGCCGAGCCGGGAGCUAUCAGAAGGAUGGUUGCGUGAACGAACAGCGACGACAUCACCACCAUCACACCACCUCUCCGCUCUUCCACCGUUCAAUUGAUCCUGGCUGAUCAUCAUGUCCUCCAUGCGUGUGUUUCAACUCGGCCUGCGACGGGCUGCUGCCCCAGCGUUCAGGGGAAACUUCGCGGGGCGCAUGGUGCAACGGAGACUUGCAAACUCCCAAAGCGCCAGCCAAUCCUCGGCUGAGGAGAUCCUCGUAAAACAGCGUGUCAACCGUCCCGUCUCCCCGCAUCUCACCAUCUACCGACCCCAAAUCACCUGGUACGGUUCCAUGUUCAACCGUUUGACCGGCAUCAUUCUCAGCGGUGGUCUCUACGUAUUCGGCUUUGCUUAUCUCGCUGCACCCACUCUUGGCUGGCAUUUGGAGUCUCAAUCGCUCAUCGCUACUGUCGCGGGAUGGUCGGCGUUCACAAAGGCUUCUGCCAAAUUCGCCGUCGCUAUGCCUUUCUUCUACCACUCUUUGAACGGCGUACGUCACUUGGUCUGGGAUAUGGGUCGGGCUAUGACCAACAAGGCGGUGAUGCAGACUGGAUGGGGUGUUGUUGGUGCUUCGGUUGCGGCAUCGAUCUACUAUGGUUUCUUUGUUUAAAGAUGGGGUCACGGGAAGGAUAUCGGAUACGAUAGGCCAUGAAUUCGACAAGAGAUGAGCGGUGGUGGGCUGUGGUGGGCUGAGGAUUUUGAAGAAUUCAAAAUAAGAUUGUGUUUUGGAGUAUGGUGUGUCGUGUAUAUAUUCCGUUUGUUUGUUUAAACACCA